Messenger RNA from Mycena citricolor, 2963 nucleotides. The record is from the annotation of a GenBank genome assembly. Lineage: Eukaryota; Fungi; Basidiomycota; Agaricomycetes; Agaricales; Mycenaceae.
GAAUUGGUCAAUUCGACGCGCACUCCUGAUAAACAUGUCCGAACCAGAGGUGAUAGACGCGUCAAGCAUCGACGAGGAUGACAUCGACGCCGUCUCAAUAUUUGGGGAGCAUCUCAUCAACGUGAUUCUGGCUGGGGAGUCCCUGGACAACAUAAAGAAAAUCGUCGAAACCGGUGCACCUCUCUGGUAUCAAAACGAACUGGAAGGCAUCUCCUGUCUGCAUGCUGCCGCGUAUGUUCAGAAUACAGAGCUCGUACGCUAUCUGAUCCAAGAAGGCGCUGUAUGGAACGCGGUGGACUAUCUGAAAAAUACUGCUGGAGACAUCGCGCUCUCGUUCAAUAAUGAAGACAUCUACACCAUCAUCCGUAACGCAGGUAUCCGUGCUGAGCUGUUAUUGGCGCGCAUGUCAGCCCUUGGUCGCGUUCAAUCUGAAUCAGCGUUGGUCCUGCGUUCAACAGACGAAACGGCAGCUGCCUCAACUGAUACAUUUCUAUCUUCAAAACUGCGAUUUACUGUGGAUGAGCAUGGGCAGGAUAUUUGCAUGGUCGAGGCUGAUGGAGAUGAGAUUGGCGUGAUGAUGGGAUGGGAGACCGAGAUCAUGCGGAAGACCGUUCAGAGAUUAUCUUCUGAACGAGAUUCAAAAUCCGCACAAGUCCUCAAUGUCGGCUUUGGUUUGGGGAUCAUCGACUCAUUUUUCCAGGCGCUUUCACCAUCUCUUCACGUCAUUAUCGAAGCCCAUCCAGAUGUACUGAAGAGGAUGAAAGAUCUCGGUUGGUAUGACAAACCUGGUGUCCGAGUACUGGAAGGCAAAUGGCAAGAUUUCAUAAAUGACCCUGAAAAGCUGGCCUCUAUCGUUCCUGAAGGCGGAUUCGACCUCGUCUACACGGAUUCGUUCAGUGAGGAUUACGAGGCGUUGCGACAAUUCUUCGGACAUCUUCCAACGUUACUCGGCCCACAGGCCAGAUUCAGCUUUUUCAACGGCUUAGGGGCAACAAACCUGACGUUUUAUGAUGUUUACACCCGCGUCUCGGAAAUACAUCUUGCGGAGGCCGGCUUCGAUGUCAAGUGGGCGGAUGUGGACCUUCACCAGCAAAAGGACCGCUGGGGUAAUUCGAGGGCUUAUUUCACUUGUCCCACGUACAGACUACCUGUAGUUUCGAGACGAAAAUGAGAUAUUCCAGUCGACACACUCACUGCCACCUGUCAAAUGAUCGACGACGGUUACCCUGUUGUCAACGUUUGUGGUGAAGCGGCAUCCUCUUCCUUCCUUUCUCCCUUCAUUCCAGGCCGUGCCUUUAUCUCAUUCUUUUCUCUCGACUGCGUCGACUCCUUCAGAUUCCGCUGCUAUCCACUCGUUCAGUAACACCAUUCAGCCGCCUUUUCGACAAGCACCCUGUUCAUUGUCAACAUGAACGCUCAGUUCGCUCCGAUCCGCACUGCGAGCAACACUAUCGUGCUCUAUCUAUCCCCGAACCAUCCUGCCCCACCCUGUCCUCCAGAAAUCAAUGACGAAGUCACUCAGGAUGCGUGGACUCACCGCCUCAACUCUGUGACUGAGAUUGCUGCCCGGUACAACAAGCCCAUCCUUGAGCGCAUCUGGAUCACGCUCGCCCUUCUCUCCAUCCUCAUCGUGCCAGUGACUGUCUUCCCCGUCAUUCUCCGCGCGCUUCACUUCAGAGACGACUCGGUCAGCCAUGUUUUCGAGGCUCGCUCCAUCUCGAUGGUAAUCUUUGUGGCACUGCUCCUUCUAUUCUUCGUGCCCAUGGCGAUUUGGAAAUAUAUCGGUCAAAAACAGGUUAACAUGUUGUUGACAAAGUGGAGAAAUUUGGAGCAAGGACGGGUUACCUCGGUGUGGGUAGUGAAGACACCAGGCAUCUUCAGAAGUAGCAUUAUAUUGAACAUCCAUCUUCCUCCUGGAAAGGCUGCCACCGCUUUCACUUUCAACGCUUACUUGGACCCGAGUUUCAUCAACGCACCCAUCGACGCUGGGGCCAACCAUUACUACGCGGACGCGCAGAGAAUGGAUGCCGUCCCUCUUUAUGAUGAGAAGGCACAGCUUUACGGGAGGGAGAAGGUCUGAGUAACGGACACCCGUCUUGAUAGGAGAACUUGAGAGAGUAUGUUGUACUCGGACUUACGGAUAGGAUACUGUUGGGACCGCCUCGGUAAUCUACUUACUUACUUGUUAUAUGAACGGAUCUGGCUUUGCCGGCGUUGCCAAUACGUGCUGCUGGAUGGUUUCCGUGGACCAGACGUGAUGAGAACAGAAACCUGCUUUGUACCAUGACCAUAUACAGUCUUUACAUCUACGACAGACAUUGCAUAUGCGUGUACUACCAGGAUUGGAACCGUACGAGACGGCCAAAACUAGCCACAGAGGGCGGGAUACUACCUGCCGUUUCGCAAGCUGUUUCUCCUCCGUCUCAAAACCCGACCUCCGCCUACUCAGGCUACUCGAGCCCCCGAAACACGCUUUCGUCCAAUUCCGGCGUUGUUAUUGCUGUGAAUGAGGGUGCUCAGACUCCGUCGACACCGUUGCUGAUGCAACCGACACCCCCAUCGCCAUCGCCCAUGACCAGCACAGGGCUAUCGUUCGAUGAGGAAGCUAAACUGGUGUACGGUGUCAUUCUUUCGCUCAGGAAUAUGGUCAAAAAGAUCUCCGGGAGGGAUGAGCAGUUCACCAACUACCGGACGUCGACGUAUAAGAUGCACGUCUUUGAAUCGGUGUCUGGGUACAAGCUGGUGAUGCUCAGCGACCCGGGUGCAGAGUCCCUUCGGUUCAUGCUGCGACAAAUCUACACGGGUCCGUUCCUUGAAUACGUUGUGCGCAAUCCGUUGGUGGACAUGGAUUCGCGCGAGUAUGGAAUCGACAACGAGUAUUUUCGCGCAAGCGUCGACAGACUUAUACGCAGCAGUCACUUCUCCUCAUAGUUGUUAUACAAGAGAUUAUAAAUUGAUUGUUC